AUGGGCAUGAAUCCAUCGCGGUUCGAGGGAUUUGCGAUCAAAAAAACUGCCUCCUUGGUUGUCGCGGCGCGGAAGACGUCAGAAGCCAAGAAGCAAAGCUGCGGGCGCAAAAGCGACACCGCCUCGGACCCGCCGAUUGAUGCUCUCAUCAACACCGACCCACCUGCUCGAACUCCCCUCCAUCUGCAAACCACUCUGGUUUGUUCUCUGCAGAUAAUCACAAACCCUUCGCCCAUCAUGGCCCAAGACCCCCGUGCUCUCCUUCAAAAAGCCGAUAAAGCGCUCUCCGGCGCCUCGGGUGGCUUCAGCUGGUUUGGUGGACGCUCGGAGAAGUACGAGAAUGCCGCCGAUUUGUAUACCCAGGCUGCAAAUGCCUUUCGAGUACAGAAGAUGAGUGAGGCACCCGACGCCACCACCCUCGCUGGCUUACAUGACAAGGAAGCCGGUCAAGCCUUUGAGAAAGCAGCCUCCGUUCAAACCAAAAGCCUCAACGAGCCCGACGACGCCGCCAACACUCUCCAGGAAGCCUUCAAGGUCUACCGCAAGUCGGACCCGGAGGAUGCGGCCCGUGUGCUGACCAGUGCCAUCAACCAUUAUGUACUACGCGGAAAUCUCCGCCGCGCGGCGACGCAGCAGCAGUACCUGGCAGAGCUGUAUGAGGUCGAACUCGGUGAUAUGAAGAAGGCCCUGGAGGCAUACGAGAAGGCGGCGGAGUGGUUCGAGGGCGACAAUGCCGAGGCCCUUGCGAAUAAGCACUUCCUCAAAGUGGCCGACCUGGCUGCCCUGGAAGCGGACUAUUACAAGUCUAUCACCCACUACGAGCGCAUUGCCCGUCAGGCUAUCACUAACAACCUCAUGAGGUGGUCAGUGAAAGACUACUUCUUAAAGGGCGGAAUUUGUCAUCUUGCCACAAAGGACCUGGUUGAGACGGGCCGAGCCCUUGAAACCUACCGCGACAUCGAUCCUUCCUUCACUUCGACUCGGGAGCACCAACUCCUGGUUGACUUGCUCCAGGCUGUGGAAUCUGGUGACCAAGAAGGGUUUGCCGACAAGCUCUUCCAGUUCGACCAGCUCAGCAAGCUGGAUAAGUGGAAGACCACCCUUCUGCUGCGGAUCAAGAACAGUAUCGAAGAGGCGGAGGAGGACUUUUCGUAG
Messenger RNA from Penicillium canariense, 1155 nucleotides. It is a transcript of the gene sec17, whose product is annotated as alpha-soluble NSF attachment protein SEC17. The transcript is spliced from 5 exons. Gene Ontology annotation, molecular function: syntaxin binding; soluble NSF attachment protein activity. The coding region runs from base 1 to 1155 and encodes 384 amino acids. Lineage: Eukaryota; Fungi; Ascomycota; Eurotiomycetes; Eurotiales; Aspergillaceae. The record is from RefSeq and is a predicted model, not a curated record. Gene Ontology annotation, biological process: intracellular protein transport; SNARE complex disassembly. Gene Ontology annotation, cellular component: vacuolar membrane; SNARE complex.